Cynocephalus volans (Philippine flying lemur) is the source of this 2140-nucleotide messenger RNA. It is a transcript of the gene VMP1, whose product is annotated as vacuole membrane protein 1. Gene Ontology annotation, cellular component: endomembrane system; endoplasmic reticulum; membrane. NCBI's taxonomy places the organism in Eukaryota, Metazoa, Chordata, Mammalia, Dermoptera, Cynocephalidae. Gene Ontology annotation, biological process: autophagy; Golgi organization. The transcript has 13 exons. The record is from RefSeq and is a predicted model, not a curated record. The coding region runs from base 214 to 1485 and encodes 423 amino acids.
GCGAGGAUCAGCCGAGGUUGCCGAAAGGAGCGAGGAACGUUUCUCUUCUGGAGGCGGUCUCCGGAGGGGGAACCGGACCGGAAGUGACGCGAGUGAGUUCCGGUUGGUCGGAUCCCGGCGGCGGGUGUGAGAGUCGGUCGGAAGCCGCUUCCAGGAUCCUGAGAUCCGGAGAAGCCGGGGUCAGAGCGGGUGUCUUCAUUCUGGCAAGUGGAAAUGACAGAGGAUCCUUGUAACACAUCUCCUCAAGAGUUACUGAUCUAUGAAAUGGCAGAGAAUGGAAAAAAUUGUGACCAGAGACGUGUAGCAAUGAACAAAGAACAGCAUAAUGGAAAUUUCACAGACCCCUCUUCAAUGAAUGAAAAGAAGAAGAGGGAUCGGGAAGAAAGGCAGAAUAUUGUCCUGUGGAGACAGCCACUCAUUACCUUACAGUAUUUUUUUCUGGAAAUCCUUCUAAUCUUGAAGGAAUGGACCUCAAAAUUAUGGCAUCGUCAAAGCAUUGUGGUGUCUUUUUUACUGCUGCUUGCUGUACUUAUAGCUACGUAUUAUGUUGAAGGAGCACAUCAACAGUAUGUGCAACGCAUAGAGAAACAAUUUCUUUUGUAUGCCUAUUGGAUAGGCUUAGGAAUUUUGUCUUCUGUUGGGCUUGGAACUGGGCUGCACACCUUUUUGCUUUAUCUGGGUCCACAUAUAGCUUCAGUUACAUUAGCUGCUUAUGAAUGCAAUUCAGUUAAUUUCCCUGAACCACCCUAUCCUGAUCAGAUUAUUUGUCCAGAUGAAGAAGGCACUGAAGGAACCAUUUCUUUAUGGAGUAUCAUCUCAAAAGUUAGGAUUGAGGCCUGCAUGUGGGGUAUAGGCACAGCAAUCGGAGAGCUGCCUCCAUAUUUCAUGGCCAGGGCAGCUCGCCUCUCAGGUGCUGAACCAGAUGAUGAAGAAUAUCAGGAAUUUGAAGAGAUGCUGGAACAUGCAGAGACUGCACAAGACUUUGCCUCCCGGGCUAAACUGGCGGUUCAAAACCUAGUACAGAAGGUUGGAUUUUUUGGAAUUUUGGCCUGUGCUUCAAUUCCAAAUCCUCUAUUUGAUCUAGCUGGAAUAACAUGUGGACACUUCCUUGUACCUUUUUGGACCUUCUUCGGUGCAACCCUGAUUGGAAAAGCAAUAAUUAAAAUGCAUAUCCAGAAAAUUUUUGUUAUAAUAACAUUCAGCAAGCACAUAGUGGAACAGAUGGUGGCUUUCAUUGGUGCUGUCCCCGGCAUAGGUCCGUCUCUACAGAAGCCAUUCCAGGAAUACCUGGAGGCUCAGCGACAGAAGCUUCAUCACAGAAACGAAAUGGGCACACCACAGGGAGAAAACUGGUUAUCCUGGAUGUUUGAGAAGUUGGUCGUUGUGAUGGUGUGUUACUUCAUCCUGUCUAUCAUUAACUCCAUGGCACAAAGUUAUGCCAAACGAAUCCAGCAGCGGUUGAACUCAGAGGAGAAAACUAAAUAAGCAGAGAAAGUUUUUAACUGCAGAAAUUAGAAUGGAUGGGUUCUGCCUUAAAUUGGGAGGACUCCAAAUCAGGAAGAAAAAUUCCCUUUUCCAACCUGUAUCAAUUUUAAAAACUUUUUUCCUGAAAGCAGUUUAGUCCAUAUUUUGCACUGACAUACUUUUCCUUUGUGUGUUAAGGUAAGGUAUCCACCUUCACAGUUCAAUCCAUGUUGUAUUUUUUUAGGGUGGAAUGUUAAGGCCUCUGUAUGUUACUUUCAAAAGGCCCACAUGGUACAAUUAGAGAGUUCCCAUCACACAAAAAAGUUCCUAAGUAUGUUAAAUAUGUCAGGCUUUUUAGGCUUGUCACAAAUGAUUGCUUUGUUUUUCUAAGUCAUCAAAAUGUAUAUAAAUGAUCUAGAUUGGUUAACAGUCUUGCAUGUCUAUCAUGGUACAAUUUAAUAUGCCAUUCUACCCAGCCCUUCCUCUCCCACUCUCAAAAAAAGGCCAUUUUAUGACGCAUUGCACACCCUCUGGGGAAACGGAUCUUUAAAUUUUGAGACAGUAUAAGAAAAAUCUGGUUGGUGUCUCACGAAUGAGCUGACACCAUUUUUUAUUCUGUAUAUUUAGAAUGAAGUCAUGAAAAAUCUUUAUAAAGACAUCUUUGAUCAUUCCAAAA